Messenger RNA from Aureobasidium subglaciale EXF-2481, 5710 nucleotides. RefSeq lists its product as uncharacterized. The coding region runs from base 133 to 5505 and encodes 1790 amino acids. The record is from RefSeq and is a predicted model, not a curated record. The transcript has 2 exons. Gene Ontology annotation, molecular function: structural constituent of nuclear pore. Lineage: Eukaryota; Fungi; Ascomycota; Dothideomycetes; Dothideales; Saccotheciaceae. Gene Ontology annotation, biological process: RNA export from nucleus; protein import into nucleus. Gene Ontology annotation, cellular component: nuclear pore inner ring.
CGCUUUGCAGCUCUAAGCAUCUUUCGACCAUCGACAAAGAUCAAUCAUUUCGUCUAUUCAGCUUUCGCGCAAUUCGAGCUUCCGACCUUCCUGGAGCGGCGCGUAUGCUCAUACUCUAAACCAGUCCGCACAAUGGUGCCCUCCCCUCCGGCCGUCUACUUCCCAGCUUUGGAUAAAUGUCUGGCCCGCGAGCUGCCUCUUCUAUCAUGGGAGUCUGCCUAUAGGGCAGUCAUCGCUCUCGAUUCACACACCUCAUCUCCCACACUGGACGCCUUUUUCCAGGAUACUACCGUCAUCUCCAUCUUGAGCGCUCCCCUCACACCCUUCACCACACCCACGACACAAUCAAAGACCGACUUUGACGCAAGGACCGCCGCCAUCAACGUCGUUCCCUCCGAAGCUGGUCAAUACGAUAUCAAUCAAAUCAAGGAGGAUGCCUUGUGGUUGUCAAAGGAAGCUAAGAUUCAAGAGACGGAUGCCCUGAGACUUGUUCUGCUCGAAUGGCAACAACGCUCUGCUUCGCGCAUGCUGGCCGACUGGUCUCAGGAUGAGCGACUUGGAAUUCAGAACGCCGCUGCCAAUGCCCACUUCCGCCAGUCCAUCAACCCCGUCACCGAAUCAGACCAGAAGUCCACCUUCGAUACCCAAGAGCAGAGACGACCGAGAUUGUUAAACAUUCUCUACGCUGAAAAGUCAAGCAUCCUAGCCUUGUCUGCACUCCUCAUUGGUAUCGCUCUACCUCAGGACCUGCAGUCUGCUGCAUUCAAACCAAAAGUCUCGCUGCAACAGGCUGCCCUUGCUGUCUGGCGUGCUCAGACUACUUCCGACUCACCCUUCUUCUUACAGUGCCAUGCCGCGCUUCGAUCGAGCUUGGAAUCCUUCAAUCCGCAAACUUGGCCCACGUCCGUCACAAACGACGAUGACCUUAUCCAAUCCUACAUGAAGUCCACCUUGAUCCAGCUCGUUCUGAUCUUGCGCCUCGCGUACAUCCAUAUUUAUGCUCAGAAAACCAUCCCGGACUCUGAUCUGGUUGUGCAUUGGUUCUCUCUCAUGCACGCUGACUACUUCUUCUCCAAUCUGCCUGAGAGCACGGAGACUUCGGAUCUGGUCAUCGUCAUCCGAGGCUUGAUUUCUCUCAUUUCACUGGAGAUCCUGAAGGUCACUGCCACUGUCGAAUACGUCGCUGCUGCCUCGGACUCAGGAGCCUACCCCCAGCUCCCUGGGAAAACUUAUAUCGAUGACGAGUCCUGCGUCAGCGUAGUUACAUCCACUUUUCUGGACGCCGCUCGAAAUCAACUACGGCACGCUGGCCCAGCUAUGCUUGCCUGGAGUAUUAUCGCACAGAGUCUUCGCAGUGCCGUCAUGGAAAGCCGCGUUGAGACUCAGUCUCAGAUCGAGGAUGGCUCUGCCGACAAGACUAAGAGCAAGACGGAAGUCUCCCUCGAGGCCAUCUUGAAUGCUAAUCCUGCCGGAGGAGAAGAUGUCAUCGGGCUCAUGGCCAAUGCUGCAGUUGCUGAUUUGCAGGCUUUCGAGAUGGUCACGGCAUUGAACGAGUGUUUGUUGUUGGCUUUUGGCGCCGAUCUUGAUCUUCACGUUGCUGCGUGUGGGAAAAUGUCCUUGUUCAGCUUGAUCUCGGCUGGAUAUCAUCUCUUCCAGUACGGCCCGGAUGUUGUCCAGGCUGUUCUGUCCAGUCUUUCGUACGACACUGUACCUCCCAAUCUCUCACGAACACGAGCUCGCAAUCCAAAACAGCCCGUCAAGGCUUUUCUGGCGGACGGUAUGGGUAGCCGGUUCUUUGACCAGGUCAAACAACGCUAUGCUUAUGAGAUUCGCCCUUUCCUCAACUGUCUGCUUUCGAUUAGCCAGAGUCACGCCUCGAACGAUGGGCACGAGUCGGAGAUCCUGGCCAUUCUUGAAAACAUGUCUACGCUGACCCAAAUACUGCCCAGAGCUUUCGAAAGAAGUUAUGAAAACUAUCGUGAAGACGAACUGCAAAACCAUAUCCAGCUUCUUGAGGAUAUCCCUCUUUUCGUCCCAAGGGACGGCAGAAGUCAUCACAUGCGCCUCACGUCAGGAAGAGAUGCUGGUCAAGCCAAGGCUGACCUGACGAUUCCCGCCGGCACUGUCGGUAUCCUAGCGAAUCAGAAUAGUCCCUAUGUUGUCUGUUGGCAUCAUGACCACUCUGCCUUGGAAUACUUUGGCAAGCUACUUUCAACUAGAUUAUCCAAUGCAAGCCAUAUUGAGCUGGCAUCUGGACCCGUCGACAAAGAGGCCGCGGCUGAGAUUAUCGCGCUCGUGGACUCACUAAUACACGCUUCUAUCAAGGCAGACGACAUCAAUGCCGCAAAGCAUGUUCUCGGCCGCUUGAGCUACGGUCUCGAUAGAAAUGACGAUAUUGUCAGGGUUGUCUUCCAGAUGUUUGAGGAAGAGCUCCAUGCUCAAGUCGAACAACCUGGAUCGGAGGGGUCAUUGUACCUCUUGGUGCACAUUGUUCGGUUCAUGCAGUCAGUGGUGUCUAUCUAUCCGGAAAGAAUCUGGUCUCUUCUGACGCGCAGUCGUCUUCUGUCCGUUGAUGACAACGUUGGUGGUCUUGCCGCUAUUGUUAGUUCGACAGAGCUCCCAAUUGGACAAUACGAUUUGCUUCGUGCUUGUAUUGGCCUCUGUGAGAGGUUGAUUCAAGACGUCGCCACGCGUGCUGUCUCACGAAAGUCAAGCACGAAAGCAGUGACUCGCUUCGAUGACCCUGCUGAUGCAGUCGGAACCACGCCUGAAAAACUCACGAGUGCAGUCCUUGCCGCAUUCCAGCGUAUCCUUCUUGAUGUGUUGCAGAGUUCCCCAAGCUGGAGGUUUGUCUUCCCAUCGGAGAGGUGUGAGAUCAGCACACGAAUCUUAGAUGCGGCUACCGAUGUGCUCAACUUUGCGUACAGCGUGGACGAUAACAAACUUGUCUCUUCAAAGUUGACUGGCGUAUUUGCGCAGGCUGCAGAAGAUCUCCUCAAGGUGUAUCUAGCAGACAGUCCCCAUUCGCUAACUUUCCAUCCGCUCUUGAAUAUCCUUACAUCAGGUCUCGCUUCUAUUAAUCCUGGACCGCUGGAGAAUGAAGGUCCUAUCAGGCUUCAGACACGUGCAGCCUUAUCCUUCUGCUCGAGCAUACUCAACGUCGGCUUGCUUACUGAACGCAAAGCUGGAUAUCUUACCAAGAAUCUGCUUCAGUCUAUACCUCUCCUGGCCCGCCUUUUUGCGGCUCAACAUUCCUACAAAGCUCCAGUUGCCGAACUCUUCACUUCAAUGGUCCGUACGCUGAAUCAACCCGAUUCAGAACCGGCUUCUCUCCUCGGACACCUGAGUCCGGAGGCUUCAAAAAGCUUCCUUACUGUCCUUGCAGAGUUAGACCAACCUUUGCAGGAGCUCGGUGUAGAGGUGACAAUCUGGGAAAUGUUCUCUGCGGUCGUUAGCAACAAACAGCAGUGGCUUUCGCUAUGCCUGCUCACUGGUACUACGCCGCGUGAUAGGCUGAAGGCGGAUGCGAAGAGCGAAUCUACCGGCAGUAGGGCAUUGUUGAAGCAUGCUCUGGACCAACUAGCAAAUAUCAAGACCAUCUCACCGAAACGAGCAAUGGCGAUCCUCAAGUUUGUCGCCUGCGCACAAGACGAAUGGGCCUGGGCAACACACGGCAUUGGCAAGCACGCCGAUUUCCUCAAGAGCGCAGCAGAUUGGCUUGCCGAGGUCGUGCCAAAUGACAAGCAGGCUGAUAUGGAAAGUACCAUUCGAUAUGCCAAUGAGAUCCAGAUGGCAUCUUAUGCUUCCGACAUCCUUGCUCGCUAUUUACACAACGCCCGCCAGCUUGGCGACACGACGACUGCAAAGAAUGUUGCCACGAAGCUACAGUUUCUCUGCACCCGCGGUGUUGCUGUAGAUGCCUACAAUCAUUCGCUUCACAAGAACUUGGCCAAGAAUUUUGCUACGAAAUUCCCGCAAUGCAAGCUUGAGAACUUCAAGCGCACUUCUCUCAAGCAAGCGGCGUUCGGCCGUGACUACUACUAUGAUCGCGAAACCGCUGAUCGUAUGUUGAGCUUCGAGUCAUCAUGGAGCGGUCGCAAUAACCAAGGCUUUGUUGAAGAGGUCGCAAGAGCCAAUGUCAACCUGUCGUUGGUCGAAGCUCAAGUGCACCUUCUCAAGAGCUGGAAGGCAUUGGCCAUAAUGCUUGGUACAUUUGCUGAAGACAUUCCCUCUCUACAGACAGACCUUGCAAAGGUCGUUCAAAAGUCUCUCUCAGCUAACAUGGAAGUCUCAGUCCCCGCUGCGUUGUUUGAUAACGUUGCGCAGACUCGCGCCGAUCUGGCUUUUGUCUUGCUGCAGAAGUUGACCUCUGUCAAGUCCAAAGAGCCAGUUGUUCGCGACCUACUCUCAACAGCUUGGGACAUCGUCCGUACGUCGAAUCAAGACUUCGAGGUUGCAUCUACCCCUCGAGAUGUCGACUACUACCGCACUUUGCUGCGCAUCCUCUUCCUGGCACUCCAACCCCAAGUCUACAAUCCUAUUCAAAAAGAGAAGCGGUCGGCUCCGGUCGUCCCUGUCAUCCCUCUCGAGAUUCUGGGUACUGUACAUAAGAAUUUCAGGGCGCUGUGCAGUAACGUCCACGCCAACCCAGAUUCGGUGCAGCCAGCAGAUUUUGUGCUCCUCACUGCUCUGCUUCAGAGCGUUCUCCGCAUACCCGGAAUCGCUUCUUCGCAUUCCACCAUUGCUACUGGUUGUGCGGAUGCUGGUACUCUUCGCUAUGCAACAAGUCUAUACUCCUGGUCUGAUCGUCUUGUGACGCCUGACUCGGUCGAUCCUGUGUACGGUGAGAUUGCUAUAUUGUUCUUGCUUGAGCUCUCCUCAGUCACAUACAUCGCAGAGCAAAUGGCUGUCGAAGGUGUGCUAUCUCGUCUCUCAUCUGCCAAUCUCUCACACUACCUUCGCAAUAUGAAUGGCAAGGGUCCCUUUGACGAACCUAUCCGCGUCUUCCCUAUUUGGUCCAAGGGUAUACUUCCUUUGUGUUUGAACCUUUUGGAGGCAGUUGGCCCCCCGAUCGCAGCCGAGAUUGGUGCUUUCAUCAACAGCUUCCCUGCUCAAGUGCGCCGUGCCGAGACUGAUCUGGAGAAUAAACAACCUUCUCUACGUCAUCCGUAUGCUGGAUGUCUGACCCUUGGACUGGCCAGCGAGACUCAUUCGCUUUCUCUCAUCUCCCUCAUCCUCGAGCGAUUGAGAACAGUAGGUGCAAGCUCUGGCGCUUCGGCCGCCGAGAUCCCUAGCCUGGAGUUCGAUCGUGCCAACGCAAAAGAGCAAGUCGAGUCCAUUCUUCGCACCAGACGUAAUCUGCGUGAGCGCAUCAUGCCUGUCGGUGAGCGAGAGACUGAAUGGGCACGACAAAAGCCCACCGCUGCUACAAAGGAUAUUGAGAACAAACUUGAAGAAAGAAUCGUUGACGAAUUCGAGGCUGCUCUGGUUUGUUUGACUGGGUAGAUGGUAAAAGUAGCAAAGACAAGUUCGGAAUCUGGUGAAAUGAUCAAGGAAUGGCAUUAAGCGUGGCGUUUUUGUGGAUGUAUACAUGAAUCCUUUCCAUAUCGGAAACCUAUAAAUCAAUGAAUUGAUGUGGUUAAAGCAUAAAUCGAGGUAGUCUUUUGUGAAAAAUAGUAACCGGAGUUUCAAGUCCGAGACUUCUCCGCAG